AAGGGGGAGAUGAGUCCGACUCUACAUCAUUCCACAUCCUCCACCCACACAGUCAACUCCUCCACUCAUCUCCACUCGUCUCCACAUAACCUCCACCAUGUACAAGGUGUGCCUCUGCCUGGCCGUGGUGAUUGCAGGUGUGGUCGGCCGCCCCUCCAACUCCUACGCACCCCAACCCUACAAGGAGGAGCCCAUGCCGUACAACUUUGCCUACGGUGUGAGGGACGACUACGCCGGCACAGACUUCGGCCAGCAGGAGAACAGCGACGGCAACACUGUGAAGGGCUCCUACACCGUGCAGCUCCCCGACGGCCGCAAGCAGACCGUGAACUACGAGGCUGACCACUACAAGGGCUUCGUGGCUGACGUGCAGUACUACGGCGAGGCCCAGUACCCCCACGAGUACGGCCCCGCCAUCACCUUCAAGCCCAGCUACGGCGGCGGCGGAUACAAGCCCCAGCCCUCCUACCACUAAGCGGCGGAAGCAGUAGAAGGUAGAGAGGUGGACGCAAGGAUAACUGGAUGCCCAAAGAAGGAAUGCAGGAUAGGAUACAAGGAUCAACAAGGAAUUCAACGACGCGAUGAUGAUACGGAUUACUGCAAGGCUAUGUAGAUUUUUGUAUUUUUUUAUAUCUUAAAAAAAAGAUUACACCAAAGUGGAUGUGUGAGUUUUAACGCUUUCUUGAACACUUUGUCUCUGUGCGGGUUGAACAGCAGGUGAAUAUGCACUGAUGUAUAAUUCAAUUCAUUCAAUUCAAUAAUUUAAUCAAAGGAUUUUCACCUAGCGUUUACCUGGAAUGGAUGUGAAGGUAUAAAUCAGGUAGGCGUGCGUUGAUUAAUGUUACCUAUCGAUUAAUCAAAGUAUUUCUCACCUGAUUCUCACCUGGAACAGAUGUGGGUUAGUUUCACGAAUGUUAAGGUAAAGAUCAGGCAAAAAGCAUCCAUUUUCACUUUCAUCACUUUCUCCCUUUUCACUUCACUAAUUAGAUGAAUGUAUUAGUUUUCUCCAUAAUCACCUACCUCACCUGCAAAGAUUACCUGCUCAUCUUAAUUUACCUGUAAUUUUAUUGCUAAUUAUUUUUUUUCUUAACAACGUUCUUAACUAUUCAUCUUGACUCUAAUCUCUCUUUCGCUAAUGAGGUGAGAAGUAAUAAUUUUCAUCUCAUAACUUUCUUACCUGCUCAGUUUACCUGCUCAACUAAUUAACUUUUUUCUUAAUCACCAAUCUUCGCUAUUUAUCUUCUUUCCUUCGCUAAUUAGGCAAGAAGUAUCAAUAUUCACCUUAGUCACUUUUCUCACCUGCUCAUUUUACCUGCCCACCUUAAUUAGCUAACCUGUACAGUAGUCACCCACGCGAGCAUUACCUGUCACUUUCCACCCACUAAUUACCUUUGUAUGUAAGUGAGAUAUGUAUUUUUUAUAUAUACUCAAAGUUUCUAUAUUUUUUUACGAUUUUGUAUCAUUUUUAUACUUUUUGUAGAUAGUAUUGCUCUGUCUGUCUGUCUAUAUGUCCGUUUGUCUGUCUGUCCGGAUGUCUGUUGCGGAAAAACGAUGCAAAGAACAGAAGAAGAAGAAGAAGAAGAAGAAGAAGAAGAAGAAGAAGAAGAAAUAGUAGUAGUAGAAGAAGAAAAAGAAGAAGAAAAGAAGAAAAGACAUCUGGCUCUAUAAUUUGUCUGCCUGUCUCUGUGUCUGUCUGUAUGUCUGUCUGUUUGAACAAUACUCAUCCAUAUCA
Eriocheir sinensis (Chinese mitten crab) is the source of this 1732-nucleotide messenger RNA. RefSeq names its product cuticle protein-like. Lineage: Eukaryota; Metazoa; Arthropoda; Malacostraca; Decapoda; Varunidae. Bases 98 to 475 code for a protein of 125 amino acids. The record is from RefSeq and is a predicted model, not a curated record. The transcript has 4 exons. Gene Ontology annotation, cellular component: extracellular matrix.